This is a messenger RNA of Periconia digitata, 613 nucleotides long. Lineage: Eukaryota; Fungi; Ascomycota; Dothideomycetes; Pleosporales; Periconiaceae. The record is from the annotation of a GenBank genome assembly.
GUAAUUGGCUGUCCCUUUCCUCCAAAACUCGACCUCGAGCUCAAUCGCCCUGAAUCUGCUCACAAGCGCAGCCGCAUCAGGAGGAACAGAGAAAAAGAAGAACAUUCCACGUACCCCAUCGAAGCCAUGUUCAAACCCACGCCCUCCCUCCAAAGAAUGGUACGGCGCCUCCAGCUCACCACGAAGCAAGCCGGCAAAGAAUACUACAAAGGAAACCGCGUGGGAUCCCUAGGCAAAAUCGACAAAUACGGCCGCUUCCAUGCCGAUUUCGAUAAGAUCAGAACCUAUGUGUAUCCCGCGAAAGGAGUGAAGAACUUUGAGUUGACUCCCUUCGUUACCGCACAAUCCACCCGCAACAUCCAAGUAUCACAAGAUGCGUAUAGAGCACCAUCGAAGGUUGUCACUGGCGCAGAGUAUUUGCAGAUGUGGAAAGAGCAUGGUGGUAGUGAUUACGUCGAAACGCCCAAGUAUGUGAACGGUGAAGCGAAGAGGGGGAAUAUGCCUGAAGUGUGGGAGGAGAAGGGCGAGAAGCCCAAGGCCUAGAAAGCGGCCAUCGAUCGUGUAAGGAAAGAGAACGAAGGACUGUAAAACAUUUAUUGUGUCUAUACCAAAC